This is a messenger RNA of Scleropages formosus (Asian bonytongue), 1769 nucleotides long. RefSeq names its product matrix metallopeptidase 17b (gene mmp17b). Gene Ontology annotation, molecular function: zinc ion binding; metalloendopeptidase activity. Gene Ontology annotation, cellular component: extracellular matrix. The transcript is spliced from 12 exons. Gene Ontology annotation, biological process: proteolysis; extracellular matrix organization; collagen catabolic process. The coding region runs from base 21 to 1769 and encodes 582 amino acids. The record is from RefSeq and is a predicted model, not a curated record. Lineage: Eukaryota; Metazoa; Chordata; Actinopteri; Osteoglossiformes; Osteoglossidae.
ACCACCCAGUAGUGGAGAAAAUGAGGGCUGGAGUAUGGAGCUUAUUACUGCUGUACAUCUGCAAGCACACAGAAAUGGUUCCCGCCCUUCCUCAUAACCCAACAAGUCCAGCUCACUCAUUCUCUGCCCUUGUUACCCCUACUGAGGAUGAAAGCAUAGAAUUGGUGGAUUGGCUGACAAGAUAUGGCUAUCUCCCACCUCCAGAUCCUUCCACUGGCCAGCUGCAGGCAUGGACAGCUGUUACACAGGCUGUAAGAGCCAUGCAGAAAUUUGCUGGUCUCAAAGAAACAGGAGUUGUAGAUGGUGACACUUUGAAUUUGAUGCGCACUCCACGAUGUUCACUUCCGGAUGAGGGUGGGGAUGGAAUUGUGCCUCCUCUACACACAGAAAAUCAUCAUCACAGGCAAAAAAGGAGAUCUCCUUCUACAUGGAGCCGCAGAAGCAUCAACUGGAGGCUGCGCUCAUAUCCUACCUCCACUGCACUUUCCCGUGAGAUGAUUCGUUCCCUGGUGUUCUAUGCUCUUAAAGUCUGGGCUGAGCCUACCAAGUUGGAAUUCCAUGAGGUGGCAAGUCCCGAGGGAGCAGACUUACAGGUGGACUUCCUGCAUGGUUCACAUGGUGAUGGCUUUCCCUUUGAUGGGGUAGGAGGAGCUGUGGGACAUGCUUUCUUUCCAUCGGACCCCGACAGAGCUGGUGGGGUGCACUUGGACUCAGAGGAAGACUGGUCUUUCAGACAACCAGCUUCUGAGGGUACAGAUCUGUUCACAGUCCUAGUGCAUGAAUUUGGCCAUGCCUUGGGUCUGUCUCACUCCUCCUCAAGACAUUCUGUGAUGAGACCGUAUUACCAGGGCCCUGUGGGGGACCCUCUGCGCUUUACCCUGGGGUCCCAGGACAGGGAGCAGAUCACUAAGCUGUACGGUAAGCAAGACAACCUGCUGACCACAGAUUUUCCAGAUUUAUCCCUGCAGCCUCAUUUGAGACACAGAGGGCAUCGUAUUGCUGAAAAACACAGCAACGAAGCUGAUCGUUGCACAACCAGCUUUGAUGCAGUGGCCAGAAUAAGGGGGGACAUGUUUUUCUUUAAAGAUCUUAAUAUGUGGAGGGUGAGUAGUGGAGGGCUGGUAUCAGAGAAGGCAGCCUCUAUUCGGCGCAUGUGGGGAGGCCUUCCCCCUAACCUGUCUCCUCUUCAGGCGGUGUUUGAGAGACGCUCAGAUCACACAAUAGUCUUCAUCACCGGGUCCCAGUUCUGGUUUUUUAAUGACCUUGCUCUCCAAGAAGGGUAUCCACAACCACUUCAUGUCCUAGGGGUUAGAGGAGGAGAGCAAGGGCUGGUGUGGGAUACAGAAAAGGGUGUGGUUUGGGGAGAUAAAAACAAAAGAAACAGUGAAAGACUAGAGAGUGAGACCUGGAGAGAACUGCUGUCAGAAGGUGUGAAUGGAAUCACCACAGACAGUGAUGGUUCCAUCUACAUUUUUAAAGACCAUUUGUAUUGGAAGUUUUCUCAUCCAGGCUCUGCCCCUGAUGCAGGAUAUCCUCGAGCCUUAGCUACUGAUUGGCUUGACUGUCCUCGGCCCUCGUCAGCUCUUCCCGAGGGUCUCUCUUUUGGUCCUCCCACUGGUAGACAGGAGUUUCAUGGAAUGGAAACAAAGCAAGAGAGAGACCAAGAAAUGGAAGACAAGAAGCGGUUCAGGAAAGAUAGGGGCAAAAUGGCAAAAGAGCACUUUGAAAGAGAAAGAGAUAGUCUGGAGCACUGGCUUUGUUCAAAAUGA